This is a messenger RNA of Kwoniella botswanensis, 1002 nucleotides long. RefSeq lists its product as uncharacterized. Bases 1 to 1002 code for a protein of 333 amino acids. NCBI's taxonomy places the organism in Eukaryota, Fungi, Basidiomycota, Tremellomycetes, Tremellales, Cryptococcaceae. The record is from RefSeq and is a predicted model, not a curated record. The transcript has 5 exons.
AUGGAUGCAGUAACGGACGAGCUAACAGAGAUGAUGUUACAUUUUCUCGACCCCUCAUCAAUCAUCAGCUGCGCUCAACUUGAUCCCGUGAACGGAUGUGCGACGACCUACUCCUCCACGCCAUCACAUGUUCUUUUAACAAGUCUUAAAGAGCGAGAGAGUAACUUCGCAUCGUUCUCCCCAAAGCAUAGCACCCUAUCUAUCGGACCAGACGAACGUAUACUUGCUGCCUAUGGGCAACGGAUCAUCACCAGUCGUGCUAAAGCAUUACCCGUUUUAGACCAAGGGGUGUCAAAGUGGGCGGCAAUGGUGGAGUACAAAGAAACAGUGGAUGGAGAUCUGAGAACAUGGGCCAAAAAGAAACAUUUGUGGGAUUUUGAACCGUUGAGAAUAUCAGUCGACCUUGAGAGGGACUUGGUUAUGGCCAGUGAAGUGUAUCGAGGGGAAGAUCGAUCGAUGAUCAAAUUCUUCUCGCUAAGUGGAGAUCCUAUCCCUUGUCGAGAAAAACAUCUGCGGUGGAGCGGACAAUCAAGAAACCUCGAAGGAGGCCCUAGAAGAACAAUGUUCGGUCCAUUGAACUCAUUCAUAGUAGUCGCACCUCCAAGUUUGAAUAUAUUUAGCUUAUUUGAUGGACAGCAACUAGCCGCGAUCACCAUUCCUGGUGGAAUCAAGUCGAGCCAUGUAAUACAAUGCGUCUGGCCGAACUACAUAACAAUUUCAUCUUCCAUAAUAUGGACUUGGGCAGGAAAUCCAGACAAAGAUGCCGGUCUUGAUCAGCGUUUAUUCAUCUAUGAUCUUAACAAUAUUCUUUUGAGCAACAAAGACAAACCCGGUCCCAAGAUCGUCAAUAAACCACAUUACAAACUUAUCUAUCCCAGAGCAAUAUCCGAUCUCCCUCCUCACAUCCAUAAGAAGCUGCAAGAGAUCUACCCCGAUAAAGUCCCCCUUGUUCCUGUCAUUGUGCGAGCUCCAAAGAUAUCCCCACCCAGGACCAUCAUAUGA